UUCCAUCCAUCUCCCAGAGUCCCAAACUCAUAAUUAGCACCCAAAACCCAGACAAAAAUGUCGCCCCUCUCAAAGCCAAGAUCAGCCACAAGGACUCUCAAGCGCAUCAUAUUUCUCUCCCUCCUCCUUCCAUGUCUCCCCCAGCCUCUCCCCUCGCUUUCCCCCUCUCCCGCCCCGGCGCCGCCGUCCCUGCCGCUGUCGCCGUUCAACGAGCGCCUGGACGCGGCGUACAUCGCGUUCCAGGCGUGGAAGCACGUCAUCACCGAGGACCCCAAGAACCUGACGGCUGACUGGUGCGGCCCCUUCGUGUGCAACUACACCGGCGUGUUCUGCGCCGCCGCGCCCGACGACCCGUGCAUCCUCACCGUGGCCGGCGUCGACCUCAACCACGGACGCCUAGCCGGCGAGCUCACCGACCACCUGGGCCUCCUCGCCGACCUCGCCGUCCUCCACCUCAACUCCAACCGCUUCUGCGGCACCCUCCCGCCGUCCAUGCAGCACAUGCGCCUCCUCUACGAGCUCGACGUCAGCAACAACCUCCUCUCCGGCGCCUUCCCCUCCUUCCUCACCUCGCUACCGUCGCUCAAGUACCUCGACCUCCGCUUCAACGACUUCGACGGCCAGCUCCCGCCGGCAGUCUUUGGGCGGCAGCUCAGCCUCGACGCGCUCUUCGCCAACGACAACCGCUUCAACGUCUCGCUCUCCAGCGGCGGCAUCACCAACUCCACCGCCUCCGUCAUCGUGCUCGCCAACACCGCGCUCGCCGGCUGCCUCCCGCCCACCAUCGGCGACAUGGCCGACACGCUCGUCGAGCUCGUCCUGCUCAACACCAGCAUCAGCUCCUGCAUCCCGCCGGAGAUCGGCAAGCUCAAGAAGCUCAAGGUGCUCGACCUCAGCCACAACGAAUUCGCCGGGGAGCUGCCGGACAGCAUCGGCGACAUGGAGAGCCUCGAGGUGAUCAACGUCGGCUACAACUUGCUCUCCGGCGCGGUGCCGGAGUCCGUCUGCCUGCUGCCGAACCUCAAGAACCUCACCCUCGUCGGCAACUACUUCUGCGACGAGCCCGUGUCCUGCCUCCACAUCCCCAAGCGCGACGACCGGAUGAACUGCAUCCCCGACUGGCCGCACCAGCGAUCGCACGAGCAGUGCGUCGCCUUCGACCACCGCCCGCCGGUGCACUGCGCCGCCGACGGCUGCAUCCUUCCGCCAUCCGCGCCGCCGCGACCGCCGUAG
Messenger RNA from Lolium rigidum, 1233 nucleotides. RefSeq names its product leucine-rich repeat extensin-like protein 6. The record is from RefSeq and is a predicted model, not a curated record. Gene Ontology annotation, molecular function: protein binding. Lineage: Eukaryota; Viridiplantae; Streptophyta; Magnoliopsida; Poales; Poaceae. The transcript is spliced from 2 exons. The coding region runs from base 58 to 1233 and encodes 391 amino acids.